UCAUCUCUUGGGUCACAAGAAUACUCUUCAUCAGCAUCUAGGUUGUCAAUUUGGAGAUUUCACACAUCUGGUGUGAUGCAUUUGUAUUGUUAUUCUUCUUGUUUUGUUUUGUUGGGACGCUUUAAAAAGUUUUUAAGGAUAAGUCUUGAUUAGUUUUCAAUAUUGCAUCAUGUGUAGUCUUGCUUGUUCUCCGUAUCUCUGUGGUUUCCUAUGGAAUAGUUUUGAUAUUCAAAAAUGGGUUUUGUUUUUCAAUGUAACUUUAGGUUUCAACCGGUUCUAACUGCAAGUGGAAUAAACUUGUUCCUACUUGAGUUUGAGUUUGUUUAUGAGAUGAAGGCCAUUAGAGGGUGGCGUCUAGGCAGAACAAGUCAUAUGCCUGGUGCUCGUCACCGUGCUCGUACAGAGAAGCCAGUAUGGAUCAUUGCAGUGGUUUCGUUGAUAAUAAUGUUUGUAAUUGGUGCUUACAUGUUCCCUCAUCACAGCAAAGCUGCUUGUUAUAUGCUUUCGUCUAAAGGUUGCAAGGGGUUUACUGAUUGGCUUCCAACCUCGCCGAGGGAGUUUUCUUAUGACGAGAUCACAGCUCGUGUAGUGACUAGGGAAGUCUUGAGCUCCCCUCGUGUUAUAAAAAAGACUUCUAAGAUUGCAUUUAUGUUCUUAACUCCGGGUAUAUUGCCUUUUGAAAAGUUAUGGGAUCUCUUUUUCCGGGGUCAUGAGGGGAAAUUAUCUGUGUAUAUCCAUGCAUCAAAGGAUACGCCGGUUCACACCAGUCGUUACUUUAUUAACCGUGAUAUUCCAAGUGAUGAGGUGGUCUGGGGUACAAUAUCAAUGAUUGAUGCUGAAAGGCGUUUGUUGGCCAGUGCUCUUAGAGAUCCUGAGAAUCAGCAAUUUGUUUUACUCUCUGAUAGUUGUGUGCCACUUCGAAGUUUUGAAUACAUGUACAACUAUAUGAUGUUCAGCAAUGUCAGCUAUGUUGACUGCUUUUACGAUCCUGGUCGACAUGGAACCGGCAGGCAUACGGAUCACAUGUUGCCGGAAAUUCCAAAAGAAGAUUUUAGAAAGGGUUCACAGUGGUUCUCCUUGAAGCGUCAGCAUGCAAUAAUAACUGCAGCAGACAGUUUAUACUACUCAAAAUUCCGGGACUAUUGUGGACCAGCUGUAGAGAGUAACAAGUACUGCAUUGCGGAUGAACAUUACCUACCAACACUCUUCCAUAUACUUGAUCCUGGUGGCAUUGUUAACUGGACUCUGACAUAUGUUGAUUGGUCUGAGAAAAAGUGGCAUCCAAAAACAUACAUGCCCGAAGACAUCACGCACGAGUUACUGAAGAACCUCAUGUCCAUUGACACAGUUUCACACGUAACAAGUGACAGAACGGGUGUAGUAACAUGGACACAAUGCUUGUGGAAUGGAAUCAAAAGACCUUGUUAUCUCUUCGGAAGGAAGUUUCAUGCAGAUACUCUUGAUAAACUGAUCGAUCUUUUCUCAAACUACACAAGUAUACUGCAUAAACCUCAUUAGAAGAUGUAACUCGUUACAUAGUCGUUUAAAGAGCAGAAAAUAUUGUUGUGAUCCUGAGAAGCAUAGGAAGUGUUUGGUGGUUUUCAUUUGAUCAUAUAUCUGACUGGCUUUAAAAGUGUAGUUCUAUAUCAAGAACUAAUUUUACAAAUUGCUAUUAAGCAUUUUCCAUUUCUCAGACAGAACUCUCUAGAACUACAUUCUUAUUACUGACUGCAUA
This is a messenger RNA of Brassica napus (rape), 1735 nucleotides long. Its product is annotated as glycosyltransferase BC10. The record is from RefSeq and is a predicted model, not a curated record. Gene Ontology annotation, molecular function: glycosyltransferase activity. Gene Ontology annotation, cellular component: membrane. The transcript has 10 exons. NCBI's taxonomy places the organism in Eukaryota, Viridiplantae, Streptophyta, Magnoliopsida, Brassicales, Brassicaceae. The coding region runs from base 235 to 1518 and encodes 427 amino acids.